Marchantia polymorpha subsp. ruderalis is the source of this 2425-nucleotide messenger RNA. The record is from the annotation of a GenBank genome assembly. NCBI's taxonomy places the organism in Eukaryota, Viridiplantae, Streptophyta, Marchantiopsida, Marchantiales, Marchantiaceae.
AGGUUUCAUCCUUUUUCUUAGUGCAAAGGAGUUUACUUGAGGUAGGAAUAGAAGACAAGCGUGUCACAGGGCACAGUUGGAUUCUUGAGGUUCUGGUCCCUCCCUCUGCUCUCUGUUCGUCAGGCCCAGAUUAUCGAGUAUACAACUACGCUCGUCUGAAGCUUCUCCCCCAUUCACGCGAGCUGAAACCCUCGCAGCAUUCACCAACCCAGGUUACGAGCGUGUUGAUCUUUCUAUUUGACAAUUUCGCCACGCUUAGUCUCGGAGAAUCAUUUCAAACGAUUUGGCUGUGUACGUCGAAUUCUUUGUAAGGGUUUUCAAACACAGGUAGAAUUUCACUACAGACAGCCGUCGUUUCAGUGGUUAAGGCUCAACAUAACGUUGUUUUAUAUCCGCGUUGGCGACAAGUGGGAAGCUGUUAGAUGAAGAGUGGCAGAACGCAGGGAUGUGGGAAUGGCGUAUUCGAGCCCUGGUGGAGUCUGUUGUUAAGAUGCAAUUGAUGGCGAGGCGUCGUGUUCGUUACAACUAUAUCAUUUCCAACUGCUAGCUGUCGAGUACACUUGGUUAUAUGAGUAGUAAGAUAAUCCUAGACUGUAGUGCACUGCGAUAAAUUUUGGAGGUGGAUGCCCGGAACGUUGUGUGGGGCGCUCGGAGGCUCAAUGACGAACGGAAUCUGUUGGCAGUCAUGACCCCAUUUUGAGCCUUUCAAACGGCUGAUGAGAAACCAGGGAACGUGAGGAGUAAAGUGAGUGAUGUCAGACGCAGAUCAUAUAGCUCAAGCUCUCCAUGGUCACCAUGGCUUGCAUUCCCAUACUCUAGUAGGGCAUCCUCAUGGCUUGUCUAUGAGCCAUUCGCAUGCCCAUCAUGCCCAGGCACAUGAGUUGCAUCACGUUCAGCAGCCAAAUCAAGCCGAAUCAGAGGUCCAGGCUCAAGUCGAAUCACAAGCCCAUGAAAAUGCGGAGCUCGUACAUCACGGACACGUUCAUGGGCAUCAUGGACACGGUCAUGGCUUACAACACAGUGAAGAGAAUGGGGUUGGAGUUGACGAUCAGGACGAUGACCCCGGGGAUGAGGAAGGAUUGGAUGAAGCGGAAAUGCAUUCGGAUGGGGCACACCCAGGUGAUGCGCCAAAUCAACUUGCUGUAAGAAAUCAAGGGACGACUCAGUUGACUUUGUCCUAUCAGGGAGAAGUUUAUGUUUUUGACACCGUCCCUCCAGAGAAAGUGCAAGCCGUUCUUCUUCUUUUAGGAGGCCGCGAGAUCCCACCAGGAAUGUCUGGAGUCAACGUUUCAGGUCAUCAUCAUACGAACAAGGGAGUAUCAGAACUUCCAGCCCGCAUGAAUAUGCCGCAAAGGCUUGCUUCUUUAACCAGAUUUCGGGAGAAGCGGAAGGAGCGCUGCUACGACAAAAAAAUUCGAUACACUGUUCGGAAAGAGGUUGCGCAAAGGAUGCAACGUAAGAAAGGGCAGUUUGCAUCGUCCAGAACUUUGGGGGAUGAAGGUGGUCCGGUUUCAAAUUGGGAUGGCUCUCAGACUCCCGGUCAACAACCUGGACAAGGAGGUGGUCAACAAGAAGUCACUUGUGUUCAUUGUGGCAUUGGAGAGCGAUCCACCCCAAUGAUGCGGAGAGGUCCUUCUGGUCCCCGAACUCUGUGCAAUGCAUGUGGACUGAUGUGGGCCAACAAGGGUGUACUUAGAGAUCUGUCAAAGAAUCCUCCGCUCCCGGGAGCCCCCCAACAACCACACAUGCUUCAUCAGCAACAAAUUAUUAUGCGACAGCAGCAGCAGAUUGAAGCAUUGCAGCAUAGCCUGGAGCAUGUGCCUCAAAGUGGGAAUGAGACAAGAAUGAGCAAUCAGCAGAUGGAUAUGGAGCAGCAGCACAGUAGGGAACUCCUUCCGUCUGCAGCUAAUGGUGGAACAGCAGUUAGUGCUGCAGGUUGAUGGUGUUGUGUUAACGGCCUCGCUCGACUUGCAUGGAGGAUCCGGAGAGGAAUCUCCGUUGUGGUCUCCUGAAUCUUGUACUUCUUACAAGCAAAGUAAACGACAAGGAAGCUCUUCUUGAUGAGCAACAUGUUGAGCCCAGUAGCUCCUGAUUAGAGACUCACGGGAUUGCUUUGGAGAAUCAAUGCAUUGGUUUACGGUCCUCAUUAUGAGGGGAUGGAAUUGGUGCCGAGCUAGACAUCCAUCUGUACGGUGUUUUUAAUGUCACCUACCCGUAAAGAAGUGACCACUCUUGUCUAUUGGGCCAUGUUCCUCUGUCCUGCUCAUCCUUGCAGUCUGAUGGAUCUGUGUGCUAAAGAUUAAGGGGCCCUCUAGCAGAUGUUUUGUUCCAUGUAGCUUGCCACGUCAGAUUGUUCUUCAAAUCGAACAGGAGAUACAAAUUACGAGGCAAUAUAACGGAUAAAUCAAAGAGAUUUGAUCGUCUG